AUGAUAAAAUCAGUUACUUUUACCGUUCUAUUUCUCGUAAAUCAUGCAGUCGCUUUAAGUUUUACAAGGCUCCCUGCAACUGAUACUCCUCCAAGCUAUCGGCAAUAUUCAUGUGCAGACUAUUACGCCCUUGAUAAUUCUUUUAUAAUUUUUGGAGGCAACCAAGGGAUUUCUGCAACGUAUAACGCUGUAUGAGAGUUUAAUUUGACUUCAAAUAUAUGACAAAAUUUAGUCCCAAUUUCUGCGAACUCUCCACGUAAUUUUAAAGUUAGUCCCUCGGUUUACACAUGGGUGUUGGGUUGACUCUGAUAAUUCAAUGCUCUAUAUUUUUGGUGGAAACUCUGAUAAUGGCCCUCAAAAUGACAUGUGAGCCUACGAUUUAACAAGCUUGCAAUGAACACAAAUAUCACAAAAAGGCUCAGUUCCUUCUUCAAGAUUUAGAUUUGGGUAUUCUAACUCCUCUUUAUUGUGAACAAGCAACUGUAAAAAUUCUACUUUUGGGAUUUUCCUUCUAUAAAAUAUUUUCAUAUAAAACCUCGUUAAUUUAUAUAAAUUAAUUAAAAUUUCUAUUGAAAAAUUAAACCCUUUCUUAAGAAAUCAAAAAAAAUUCACUAAGGGAGUAAGUAUUUGGAUGGGAGUGGGAAAUUAAAGUUCAUUGUAUUUGGCGGGUCAAAAUCAACAGGCUUUUCAAACUCAUUAUACAUGUAAAAGCAAUAUAGAUUCGACGUUCAAUCAGCUACAUGGACAAAAUACGUAAAUACAACUUCAGUGGCUCCAAGUCGUUUAAACGGUCCUUUAGUUCAAUAUUACAAUGGAUUUAUUUAUGUAUUUGGAGGAGAUGUCACCGAAAACAAAGACGUAAACAAAGACUCAUCCAACACUGAUACUUUUCGAUUUGAUUUAUCAUCGAACUUAUGGAUAAAUAUUACAAACCCCAGCUAUAAAUAUGAAUACAGAUAUUUUUCAGGAAGCAUUAUCUAUAAAAAUGCAGCCUAUUUAUUAUAUGGGUGAUCUGAUAACAUCAAUGGUGAUGUAAAAAAUAUUAUGAAGCUUGAUUUCACAGACCCAGACUUCAAAUGGGUUGAAAUGAGUGUCUCUUAUAACUCUGGUGAAGAAAGUACCAUUCCUAGAGACUCCUUUGCAUAUGCUGCUUCAGAUACUUCUUUUUAUAUAUUUGGAGGCUAUAGUAACACUUUUGGAAUAAUGAAUGACCUUAUCCAGUUUGAUCUUGCCAAAAAUCCACUCACUUAUAAAAAGUUAAGUGAUCUUUUUAAUGGACCGAGUUCUCGUGAGAGCCAUUCUCUUUGUGUGAUGGAUGGGCUUCUAUAUCUGUUUGGAGGCUAUAAUGGAAAUGCUUAUAUGAAUGAUUUGUGGAUUUAUUAUCCAGAUGAUGCCCUUUGGGAAUCAGUCAAAGCACAAGGAACAACUCCAACAGCCAGAUCUGGCCAUGCUGCAAGCUCUCAAGGAGACGUUAUGAUCAUUUUUGGGGGGAAGGACAGCUCUGGGUAUUUAAAUGAUAUGUAUCAGUUUAAUACAUUGUCAGAAAUAUGGCAGCAGGUUGUGCCAACCUCGAGUUCUAGUCCUAGCGCAAGGACAGGAGCAUGCAUAAAAAUAUCAAUGCCUUAUAUCUUUAUUUUUGCUGGAAAAACCAGUGCAGGGCUAUCAAGAGAAGUAUGGCGAUAUGACAGCGGAACUAAUGAAUAUACACUAAUUUAUGAUGGAACCGGGGAAGGAGGCCCAACCCCAGUUAUUGGCCCUGUAUGUGAGCUGCAAGUCGAUGAAUAUGGAAAUAUAAACUUAAUCUCUAUGUACGGAACUGCUGAUGGAGAAGUUCCAUUAGGAGACAUAGACUCUUUUAAUUUCACAACUAAAAUAUGGACGAAAAUCUAUACUACAAAUGGCGCAACCCCGCUCACAAACAGAGCGCAAGCAGCAGUUAAAAAAAUGAACCAAACUAUUGUUGUAAUGGGCGGUGAGCAAUGGUCAACUGAUGUUUUCAAUGAUAUUUAUAUUUUAAGCCUCAACACAAAUACUUUUACGACAAUAUCCAGUCUUCCAGAUUAUUACUAUAAUUCUGCUUUUACAUACUAUAAAACAACUCUUUAUUUGCAUGGAGGAGGAGCUGUUUUUGGCCAAGCGAUGAGAACUUCAGUGACAAAAGCAAGCUUUUUGGAAAUAGACUUGAAAUGUCCCAAUAUGAGUCCUUGCCCUUAUACGUGCAGCCCAGGGACUUAUCUAACCUUUUAUAAUUCCAGCAAGCAAAUAUUAACUGCAUUAUAAAAUUUAGGUAAAGAAAAUUUUACAAUUCUUGGCUUAAAAUAUUAUAAAUAAUAUAUUAAGUUUCUACACUUAAACAUCUACAAUUGACAAAAUUAAAAAAUAUUUAUUAGUGUGUCUAUUGAUUAGGAAAGUUAAGUAGCAAUUCAUGCAUAGAGUGCUCAAAAGGUAGCUAUGCUGAUGAUUAUGGGCUUUCUUCAUGCUAUCAAUGUCCUAACUCCCCAUCCGUGAGCGAACAAAAAAAUUUUUUUUCGCAUACGGAGGGUUAAUUUUUUUUUUUUUAAAAUUUAUUUUUUCGAAAAAAAUCUUAAUUCGCGCAAAAAUUGGAAAGGAAAUAUGUUUUAAUUUAUAAAAUUUAUGUUCUAGUAUUCAAUUUAUUUAGAAUUAAACUGAAUUAGGAAGAGAUUUCAUUAUAAUAAUUAUCAAUUAUAUAUAAAAUUUUUUUUGCAUAAAAAAUUUUUGUUCAUUCACGGAGGUGGAUUUUUGGGCAAAAAAUAGGGAUUUUUCCAAUGUUUUUGUUCGCUCACGGAGGGGGGAGUAAAGGUAGUUUUAAUCCAUCUAAAGGAGCCAACACUGCCAGACAGUGCUAUCCAUGCAGCCAAAAUUCUUUCAGCAACAACGAAGGAGCUUCUGUGUGUAUGAAUUGCCCAGCAGGCAAAACUUGUCCUGUAGGAAGCACUGUGCCUUUAGAUGAUUCUGUAGAUGCUACAUCUGAAUCAAUUCAGCCUAAACUCUAUGGCAAAACUGACGGUGAUGCUCAAAGUGCAACGAAUUUCAUGGUUAUUGCUGUCAUGAUUGUCGCCUUUUUCGUAUUUAUUUUGAUUUACUUUGUGAAAACUGCAAGAAAUCAGUUAUUAUCAAUAGACUUAUACUCAGAUAAACAUAACUACAAACUUGAUGCUCCAAUGAAGCUUAUGAAAACCAAAAUAGGGGGUCUUUUCAGUAUUUUUUUCAUAAUUCUUGCCAUCAUUCUGAUCUGCUCUGACAUAAUAACUUAUGAUCUAAAUAAUAUAGAAGAAACAAAGGCAUUGGUUCCAUUGGUAACUUUGGAAAAUGAUGUCUCAGUCUUCCCUGCUUCUAUAAUGAUCAUAACUACUUUUUAUAGAUAUGGUGGAGAAUGUUCAGAAAAAAAAGUAUGCAAAUCAUCUAUAACCCAUGAGUUAUAUUACAUAACUUAUGACUAUCUUAAUGUGGAAUGCGAAAUGACUUCAGAAAACGACUGUACUAUUACUUUAUAUUGUACAAACUGUGUGAUUGAGACUGGAGCUUAUGUCCAGUAUAACCUUUUGGAAGUUUCUAGCUACACUUCUGCAAUUAGUGUAAAUGUCACAUCGACAUCAUCAAUUCCAAAUGAAAUUAGUAGCAUUAACGAAGUUCUUAUUCCAGAUGAAAAUUCAGUUUUUCGAGGCUAUAACCCAACAAAAUUCUAUUUUACUAUGACUCCUUCGCUGUUCAUAAUGUAAAUAUGAUGUCGCUCGAAUCUACUGAAAAUUCAUCUCAUACAAUUUUUUUAAUUAUGAGGUUUGGUUUUUCUUUGUGAAAUUAUCCCCAGCUAUGCUAGGGAAGCAAGAGUCGGUGACUUUAAGGAAUCGAGUUUUCCAGAAAGUAUCACCUUUAGGAUGCCUGACGGACCCUAGGAGGUACCUGAGCUCAAAGAAAAGCUAUCAAAGCCCAAACUUCAAGACUGGUGUCCUCAAUAGUGCAACAAAGUCAAGUUGGUCACACUUUGGCGGGCAGAGGAAGCUGGUGCGAAAUUUCGCCCAAAGCAGUAUUAGAGGCAGGUUUGGCAGCGAGCAGCCUGAUAGUGGAUUUUAAACAAAUAAUAAAUCUAAAUGAAUUGAAUUGACUCCAUCGCUAUUCAGAUCAUAUGUUUCUGAUUGGGCUAGCAAAAUAACUGGAUAUCAUGUAUCAAUAGCUUCUUCACCAGUUGGAGGCUCACAAUAUACAAUAACAGAGUAAUUUUUAUUUAGGCUCCCAUUUACUUCUGACUUGAAGCUGCAAAUUUGGCUUGAUAAAAGUGACACAAGUUUAUAUACAACGAGGCUGGCAAAACAAACUUUUAUUACAUUAAUAAGCACUUUAUUGGGCUCAGUUUUUGGAGUUAUGAGUGCCAUUGGAGGAGUUAUGAGGAUUUUUGAAAAGUCUUGGACUAACACUGAUGCAGCAAUCAAGCACAAGAAAGCGAAAAAUGAACUUUUAGAUAACAGAAACGACUAUAAGAAUAUGCUACAAGAUGAUCCACGGUUAAAAGAUUUUGGCGAGGAUACAAGUGUAAUAAGCUGCCUUGAAGAUUCAUAUAUAUAA
Messenger RNA from Blepharisma stoltei, 4581 nucleotides. The record is from the annotation of a GenBank genome assembly. Lineage: Eukaryota; Ciliophora; Heterotrichea; Heterotrichida; Blepharismidae.